Messenger RNA from Chinchilla lanigera (long-tailed chinchilla), 546 nucleotides. Its product is annotated as cytochrome b-c1 complex subunit 6, mitochondrial. The coding region runs from base 102 to 377 and encodes 91 amino acids. The record is from RefSeq and is a predicted model, not a curated record. Lineage: Eukaryota; Metazoa; Chordata; Mammalia; Rodentia; Chinchillidae. The transcript is spliced from 4 exons. Gene Ontology annotation, biological process: mitochondrial electron transport, ubiquinol to cytochrome c.
GCCGGAUAUCCGCUGAGUGACCCUUACUAGUCCUUCUUGAUCCUGAAGUGGAAUAGGUGCCGCUGUUGCUGCUAGCGUUGUGUCCAGAAACGUGGCCGGACAUGGGACUGGAAGACGACCAAAAGAUGCUGACUGGAUCCGGAGAUCCUAAAGAGGAAGAAGAAGAGGAGGAGGAAUUAGUGGACCCCCUAACAACAGUGAGAGAACAAUGUGAACAGCUGGAGAAAUGUGUGAAGGCACGAGAGCGGCUAGAGCUCUGUGAUGAACGUGUCUCUUCCCGAUCACAGACAGAAGAGGAUUGCACAGAGGAGCUCUUUGACUUCUUGCAUGCGAGGGACCACUGUGUGGCCCACAAGCUCUUUAAUAGCUUGAAAUAAGUGUGCAGACACACUCAUUCAGCUUUCAUCACCUGGAUGUCAAGCUCUUUCUUUGUGGUUUGGAACAUGCCAUUGGUUUCUGAUUUGUGAACCUCGUGGAUUUGGGUUUAGGCAAGUAGCUUAAUGUAAUUAGCAGUGAUUACAUCUUAAUAAAAUCCUGUGGUCUGCA